Molecule: messenger RNA, 1290 nt
Organism: Brassicogethes aeneus
Lineage: Eukaryota; Metazoa; Arthropoda; Insecta; Coleoptera; Nitidulidae
Source: the annotation of a GenBank genome assembly
CACAGACCAAAAUAAAAUCGUUUAAUAAACAAAAAAGUUAUGUUGUUUUAAAAAAGAACGAACUUUUUGGACACAUUGAGUGGUGCGCAGUUUAUUUGGGGUUUAUUCUAUAGUUGAUUUAUGCUGAACAACCCUGUAUAUUAUGUACGUCACCAAUUCGUAAUUUUCAAAUUGUCAUCCACUCAUCAAAUUCUCAGUAAAUAGAAUCACCAUAAAAUCAUCAUGGUUUGCACCGCUGCAAGGGCUUCAUCACCACAAGCAUGCACAGCUAUAUCAAAUGAGCCCGUGCAGCCAAAAAUCACGUACGAAAAUCGCAAUAUUGGGGUGGAAAUAUUUCCCAAUCCUGCAAAGCCGAAGGUGGAAGGAAAAGGCAUAACCGAUAAGUACUUAGAGUAUAUGGAAUGGUUUGGUAAGCAUUGGAGGUUGUGUCAAUUGGCAAUACCCAGACUUCAUAAUAAGAAAUUUGUACGUCCUGAGGAGAAAGAUACUUAUAGGAAAAUAUUACCCAAACUUGCUGACCAUGUUGCGUUUUUCACUGAACAAAUGUCUUCUCCAACCGUAAGAUACCUUACGAUGAAUAAAUUAAACCAUCAAAGCCACAUGGGUAAAAAAUGGUCCAAAAAAAUGAGGAAGACCAUUAAUAAGUCCUGGGGAACAAUCUACAAUUAUUAUGAAAAAAAGAAACGUGAUAUGCGCAAAUACAAAUUAAAACGCCUUAGUCAAGGAAAAAAGAAGAAAAUGUCAGGGAAAGACCUUAAAUCCAAAGAGGAAUUUUAUUCCAACUUGGCUAAGCGUAAAGAACCUCCAAAGCCACCUCCAAAAGAAAAGAAACCCAAACGAGAACCAAAUUUGGAACGUCUCGGCGAGAUGGCUGUUCCUAAAGAAAGAAUAUACACCCCACCAACAAUUAAACCAGUUUCCAAAGCAGCCCUAAAAUAUAAUGCCACAGAAAGAUUGCUGGUCAUUUCUCGACCACCGCCUAGGUACUUCAAGAUUCUUCCACCCCUUAUCCCGGGAAAAGUAAAAAAAUCGGCUUUAAAAUACGUUGCCACUCCGUCCUUUUUGAAAAUGACUGAACCAAUUGUGAGGCAUUGUGGAGGCAAACCGAUAGUCACACAAACAGAAACUGAUAAUCAAGACUGCUUUACAGUUAAACCCAGCGCCUUGAAGUACAAAAUUACCGCAAGAAUCAAGAAACUGGCGGAACCAAAAGAAAGACAAUAAAUUGAAAUGUUUAUAAGUUUAAGAUGUUAAUUUAUUAUGUAAGUGCAAACCAAUAAAGAUUCCAAC